UGAUUUUCCUAACUAUACCAUGCUCGCCAUGUGUUUGUCGAUGGAGCGUGGGUUAUAAAUUGAAUAUAUUUGCUAGACUUGCAGUAUAUUAUACAGCAUUAUUGGGUUAUAACGUUCUUGUUGCAUAAAUACUAUUAUAAAGAAGUGCUAAAUGGCACCCAAAAAAUCUGUGCGUAAAGUAAAACCUGGAAAACGGCCAAAUAAUGGCUUUGCAGAGAAAUCUGAUAACAGCACUGAAGACAUAGUUGUGAAUGGGCACGGAGUUAAACGGCAUCUGCCUGAUGAUAUUUCAGUGAAACAGAAAAAGAAGAAGCCAGCGAAGUUAGAACACACUGAAAACAAUGAAGAUGAAAGUGAUAAUGACAGCGGAGAAGAAGAGUUGGAGGAGGAAGCUACGCCGUGCGAUGUGGCAAAAAUAUUACCUGGAUCCGCCGUAGGUUUGGAAAUAAUGAACAAUGCUGCGUUCUCAUCCCUAAAAGACAAAGUAUGUGAAAAUACCCUGAAGGCAAUUGAAGAUAUGGGUUUUGCUAACAUGACUGAAAUUCAAGCCCGAUCAAUUCCUGCCCUAAUUGAAGGACGAGAUCUUGUUGGGGCUGCAAAAACAGGCUCUGGAAAAACACUAGCAUUUUUAAUACCAGCUGUCGAACUCAUCUACAAACUAAAGUUCAUGCCACGAAACGGCACCGGCUGCAUUAUAAUAUCCCCGACACGUGAGUUGUCUAUGCAGACCUUUGGCGUUCUCAAGGAGCUCAUGAAGCACCAUCAUCACACUUAUGGCUUGCUGAUGGGAGGCGCAAAUAGGAAAACUGAGGCACAGAAACUUUCUAAGGGUAUAAACAUCGUGGUAGCUACACCUGGACGAUUGUUGGAUCACCUUCAAAACACUCCUGAUUUUUUGUAUAAAAAUCUUCAGUGCCUAAUUAUCGAUGAGGCUGAUCGUAUACUGGAUAUUGGUUUUGAAGAAGAAUUGAAACAGAUUAUCAAUAUUCUGCCCAAAAGAAGGCAGACGAUGUUAUUCAGCGCGACACAGUCUCAGAAAACGGAAGCUUUGACUACCUUAGCUCUCAAAAAAGAGCCGAUAUAUGUGGGGGUGGAUGACGAAAAAGAAAAGGCAACCGUCGAGGGUUUGGAACAAGGUUAUGUUGUGUGUCCAAGUGAGAAACGUUUUCUGCUUCUGUUCACCUUCCUUAAGAAGAAUCGGAAGAAGAAGGUUAUGGUAUUCUUCAGCUCCUGCAUGUCCGUCAAAUAUUACCAUGAACUAUUGAAUUAUAUCGACCUACCGGUGAUGAGCAUACACGGAAAGCAAAAGCAAACUAAACGCACCACAACGUUCUUCCAAUUUUGUAACGCAUCCACUGGUAUUCUUCUAUGUACCGACGUUGCAGCUCGUGGUCUUGACAUUCCUGAUGUUGAUUGGAUCGUGCAAUAUGAUCCGCCGGAUGAUCCUAAGGAAUAUAUACACAGAGUUGGAAGAACAGCACGUGGAGAAGGCAGUAGUGGUCACGCCUUGAUGGUUUUGCGACCAGAAGAAUUAGGAUUUCUGCGUUACCUGAAGCAGGCACGAAUUCCCGUUAAUGAAUUCGAGUUCUCGUGGAACAAGAUCGCCGAUAUACAGUUACAACUCGAAAAGUUAAUAUCAAAGAACUACUUUUUGAACACCUCCGCUAAGGAGGCCUUCAAAGCUUACGUACGGGCGUACGAUUCGCAUCAUCUGAAGCAGAUUUUCGACGUUGAGACCUUGGAUUUAUCCAAAGUUGGUAAAUCGUUUGGAUUCAUCGUACCGCCUGCCGUUGACCUGAAAGUUGGAAUAAGCAAGGAUUCCAGACCUAGGAAGAGACAGGGGGGCGGCGGCUACGGUCACUUCAAGAACAUGAACGCGAAUCCAAGUGGACGAAGACAAGUCGAUCGCUCCAAGACUUUCAGGCAAUCUGGAAAUCGAGGAAAAUCAGAUCGUCGUCAAUUUGCGAGAUAGGGAAUUAUAAUUUUAAUUGUACUUAUUUAAGGCGCGGCGACACGCGAGACCUGUCGCUAUUUGUUGAAUAAAAAAAGGAGACAAGCAAAUUAACAAUUUUACAGUCGUCGGUUAUCUAUAAACGAAUUUCUCGCACCUAUAGGAGACCUUGAGCGGGUGGGAUUCUCAAAAUAUCAAAUUUAUAAAUACAACAUUUUUUAUCGGUAUCAAAUCAAUACCCGUAUUAUAUAUCAUAAUUUUUUUUUCUCGUCCACCGAAGAUGUAGAACAUGGAAACGUGCAGCAUUCGUUUCGUAAUCGGGAAGGGGUACAAUUUUUCGCGAUAUGAAAAUAGAUCCGAGCGUGAUUUGCUAUGUAAUAUACGAUAUCCGUGUCUCUGUACGUACGUGUGUGUGUAACGUGAUCUGUGACAAUAUAGUAUCUUUAAUUCAUCCCGCAGACUUGUGAGUUGUUUAGCAUCAAGAACGCGUAAUGAAAUUAUUAAAGUAUAUACGCGACGUUGAUGUACAUACGCGUAGGUUGGCCAAGCAGCCAUAUUUCUUUCUGGCACUUAGAUUUCUUGCUACGUCUCGGCGUCGUCGUUGUUGUAUGGUUUUCACAUACAGUCAGUACUCGUCCUCAUGUCAGUUCAUUUGGCGUUCAAUUUUCACACGUUCUUUUAACGAUAUGUAUUUGUCAUUUACUGGGCUAUCAGAGGCCAAAAACGGUUACAUAUCUUACAGAUGCAGAACAAUACGCAUGCCACGUAGACGAGAACAUCAAGCAACCUUGUACGGCUUUUCACGUGUGAAACUAAACUAGGGCAAAGAUUACCGGAUUGCUCGUAUAAAUCUGGUUCUGAUUUAUCCGCUUCCGUGGAUUCCUGUUCAACGCUUUGUUGAUUCAGAUCAGAUCGUUCUUCGUCUUGUAUAAUCUUUGCAUAACAAUUUUCUUAGCGGCGGGUAAACUCGCGUCUUGCACAAAUUAUGCAAGCGAUAUACCUACGUAUGAUGCGCGCUGGGUAAACUGACGUUAUAAAUCGACUCUACAAUAUCUAAUUUUGUGUAGUUGAAUCAUUGUAUCUAUCUUCUAUAAUCCUACCUUGGACUCGGUGCUAGAUAAAAAUAUGACUAUAUUUUUAACAUUUUAACAGAAUUAUUAUUGUUAUCAUCGUCACGUGAUAUCAUUUUAGUUUAAAGCUUGUUGUUAAAACACGCUUUUACGUCUAUUAUAAGGUAUUGAUGUAAAAAAUAUACAUGAUGUUCCAUUUUCGACUCGAGUGACAAUUUGUAAUUAUAAUUAAUAAACUGCAAAAUGAAUUUCACUGCAGCGGAAAUGGGUGGAAAAUAAAUUUCGUAACAUUUCAUUCGAUGACGAUCGUUCUUGAUAAAUGUUUGUGUCUUGCGUCAUCUGAUUCUUUUAUUCGAAAUAGAAGAAAAAUUCAAUUUUUCCGUCGGUUUUCCACAAUUUUCCACAAUUUUCGCUGAUUAGUGUGAUGUAUGUAACAAAAUUGACAGCGGUUUCAGGAUCUGUUGGUGAUCAAUCUUUGUUGCGACUUUCUGGUGUGUAGGAAGUAUAUUAUGUGGCCACCAACCCGGUCGGCAAAUAGCGCUAAGAAGAGGAUGACAGAAGAAGAAGAAGACGAAGAAGCAGCAGGAGACAAAGAAGCAGCCAAUGAAUCCUAAAGAAGAAAUGGCGCCCGCGAUCGUAGAAGGCGACAACCCGUAGGUGCCGCAGAAACGAGACGACAUUCCUAAUAUGCUCUGGACCCUUCAGCGACGUGCGACGACGUUAUAUGCGCUGACCACACCAGCGCCUGCAAAAACACAGCUGACAAUCUCCGCUCCGUCUCGGAGAGGUCCUUCUCUGGAGUCACCACGGAUACCUGCAGGAUCAACCUACGCGAUUCCACCUACCCAGCCACCUUGGUUCGCUUUGGCUUCCCCCGCCGUCAAUAAUUUCUCAAUUUGCCUCACCUGCACGAGAGAAACAACGGGAUUCGUGUAGAGAGCGAAGAGAGAGGAAGAAGAGAAGAUUAAGAUUGUUCACUUCGAACUUGAAGCUGUCAACCCGAACGGGACCUUAUCAUCUUCACUUGUACUCUUUUUUUUCCCCAUUCUUUGUUUUCACGCACAAGGUAUGCAAGUAUGUACUCGAAGUACGUACAACACAUGCCAAUCAAUCAAUCAAUCAAUCAACCAGUCGAUGCGGGGAAGGUCGGAAUCGCAACGAACAGGUGCCUUGCGUUCUACUCCCGCUUUAACACGACACGUCACAACAGAACACCGCCAUUUCUGCAUUAUAGCAGGCCGUACGCGGGGAUGUCAUGGAUCAGGAUGAUACCAAACCAGAUGCCUCUACUGACUGCAAGCAACCGAUCAACUUCGUUAGAGGUCUUCGUUGAGCUACUCUGGUGGAGGAAGCUUCCUCGUCGAGCAACUGCGAACGGAUGAAGGAUGAGGAGAGAAGUUGUGUGCUAGCUGAUCAACUGAGCAUGUACCAAAGGCGCAUGUAUACCCCCAUGAUGUAAAUCUGUAUAAAUAUGCCGUAGGAAAUUGUGGAUCCAAUCGGUCGUGUAAUUAAUGCCAGAGUCCUCAAGCUGUUCAUCAUGUAACUUCCGUUACAAUUAUGUCAUCGUUGAUCAGCUUUGGACAUCGUGAUGCGUCCAUCUGAUACAAGAUAUGUGCGUACCUAUAAGAUAUACUAUCGCAUGAAGACCAGAGCCGAAAGUAACUCUUUCCCAGAUGACAACAACUGAGUCGAAGCUUAUCGAAGAAACUGGUUGAAAAAGGUGUAAAUGAAAACUCUGAUGGAGCAUGGGGAACAAAAUAAUCGCGAAAAUAACGCAGUCCGUGUGUGGAAUCGCACGAUAUUCUACGCCACGUGACACAAACCAGACGUGAGGAUGAUUCCGUGCUUGCUGCUGUUGCUGCUGCUGCUCAUCUCCUCUACACCCUGCAGCAGCAUUGGUUAAUAUGGUAUCUCGGCCUGCAUCUGCGACCCGGAUGUCAAAAACACAUGGCAUUAGCCAACCGCACGCCGUUGACGAAACCUGCAUUGAGAAUCCAGCUAUUCCAAGAUAUUUUCAGACUAUUGUGAACGGUGAACGCAGCAGCGUAUAAUACCGUGUUGGGAAUACCGGAUGGGACAGUGAUAUUAUAUUCAGUGAGCGAGAAAAGAAAUAAGAACGAGUAACAAUAAAAUAACGCCAUGUAUGCGAUCAUGAACUGUGUGCCUCUGUGUUGUUGCUGCUGCUGCUUGGAGCUUUUAGAGUCGUGGCCAGGGACCGACUCGCGAGGUCGGUCUUUGGAGCGAGUGAAAUCGACGAAUCGCACUCACUCGGGCAACUCGGUUGCUCGUUUCGAGUUGCUCUACGCGUCGGGUAGUGAUGGGUAAACGCAGCUAUCGAACGCGAUCAAGCGGGCAUUACGCGUGCAUCUAACUGAACGCACGCAACAGGUUGAAUGCGCCGGUUGUAAAGCCUAGACGCUACCUGAUGGACAACGACGAGUAUUCGAUCGUUGUUCCAGGACGGCGGGGCCGCAAGAAUCGGCUGACACACAAGCACCGCAAGUACCGGUUGAACGGCGCCAAGUAUUUUAGGAAAGCCAAUGAUUCAUUGAACCACCAGAAAUUGCGAAGGUUCGAGCCAGCCUCUUCCAGAUCAGUGGAG
Molecule: messenger RNA, 5623 nt
Organism: Neodiprion virginianus
Lineage: Eukaryota; Metazoa; Arthropoda; Insecta; Hymenoptera; Diprionidae
Gene: pit
Product: probable ATP-dependent RNA helicase pitchoune
Exons: 17
Coding region: 152-1972 (606 amino acids)
Biological process (GO): maturation of LSU-rRNA from tricistronic rRNA transcript (SSU-rRNA, 5.8S rRNA, LSU-rRNA)
Cellular component (GO): nucleolus
Molecular function (GO): RNA helicase activity; nucleic acid binding; ATP binding
Source: RefSeq, a predicted model, not a curated record